This is a messenger RNA of Aspergillus terreus NIH2624, 1137 nucleotides long. RefSeq names its product cyclic nucleotide-binding domain-containing protein. Gene Ontology annotation, molecular function: cAMP-dependent protein kinase regulator activity. Gene Ontology annotation, biological process: regulation of protein phosphorylation. The coding region runs from base 1 to 1137 and encodes 378 amino acids. NCBI's taxonomy places the organism in Eukaryota, Fungi, Ascomycota, Eurotiomycetes, Eurotiales, Aspergillaceae. The record is from RefSeq and is a predicted model, not a curated record. Gene Ontology annotation, cellular component: nucleus; cAMP-dependent protein kinase complex. The transcript has 3 exons.
AUGGCUCAAAGCUCGUUUCCCGGCACCAACCCUUUCCUCAAGAUUGGCACAAAAGACGACAAGUCGUCUUUCCAGAAGAUUUCUGAAGAGGACGAGUACGAGGUGACGUCACCAACCGAUCCCACCUUUCGUACCGCAAACGCGGCUCCCUCAUCCUCCGGCGAAAACGCCGCCAGUGGUGAGCCGACUUUCACGGAAGUUGGAGGACAGAUACGGAUGGCUUCCCCGGCCAGGGAGGACCCCGUCCUACGGGUGGCCUGGAUUCCAGCUUUCCGAACAACUACGCCUUGGGGUCGUCGUACAUCUGUGUCAGCGGAGUCUCUGAACCCGACGUCCGCGGGUGCAGAUAGCUGGGUGCCCCCGUACCACGCGAAGACUACCGACCAGCUCUCUCGCCUUAAAACCGCCGUCAGCGGCAACUUCCUCUUCUCCCACCUGGACGACGAUCAGUUCAAGACCGUUCUCGACGCUCUCGGCGAUGCGGGUGAUUACUUUUAUGUGGUAGAAGAUGGUCAUUUCGACGUCUACAUCCAUCCGUCCGGUUCAGUACAGCCUGGUGCGGACGGCAUGGGCAACAAAAUCGGCUCCAUCGGACCCGGUGGUUCCUUUGGUGAAUUGGCCCUCAUGUACAAUGCACCUCGGGCGGCCACCAUCGUUUCGACCGAUCCCAAGAGCACUCUCUGGGCCUUGGAUCGCAUCACGUUCCGACGCAUCCUCAUGGACUCGGCUUUCCAGCGACGCCGCAUGUAUGAGGCCUUCCUGGAGGAGGUUCCUCUGCUUUCUAGCCUACAGCCCUAUGAACGGUCUAAGAUUGCGGACGCGUUGGAACCCAUCAAAUACCCGUCCGGCUCGACGAUUAUUACCGAAGGCGACCCUGGCGACGCGUUCUACCUCCUGGAGUCCGGAGAGGCGGAAGCGUUCAAGGAAGGUGUCGAGGGUAAUGUCAAAUCUUACAAACGGGGCGACUUCUUUGGCGAACUCGCCUUGCUGGAUGAUAAGCCUCGCGCCGCGAGCGUCGUCGCGAAGACGGAUGUGAAGGUUGCACGGCUCGGCCGGGAUGGCUUCAAGCGUCUGUUGGGACCAGUGGAGGAUAUCAUGAGACGAGCUGACUAUCAAACUAAGCCAGCAGCUGCGUGA